GGGGUGGCAGGGCCUGGUGGCAGCUGUGCCACCGAGCGGGGCUUCUGCCCGUGACCCACUUCGUGCCCCCCCCGGGACACCGCUCGGUCCCGGGCACCGCCGCGCCGCAGCUCCGGUGACCUUAGCCCGGGAGCCAAGAUAAACUCUUCGGGAAGCGGCUGCUCCAGGCCGGGCGCUACAUCAUGUCCCACAAGGCCUGGAUGAAAACGGUGCCCACGGAGAACUGCGACGUGCUCAUGACAUUCCCGGACAGCACGGAUGACCACACGCUGCUGUGGCUGCUGAACCACAUCCGCCUGGGCAUCCCCGAGCUGAUCGUGCAGGUGCGGCACCACCGGCACACUCGCGUCUACGCCUUCUUCGUCACCGCCACCUACGAGAGUUUGCUGCGCGGGGCGGACGAGAUGGGGCUGCGGAAGCCGGUGAAGGCGGAGUUUGGGGGCGGCAUGCGCAGCUUCUCCUGCGACGAGGAUUACAUCUACAAGAACAUUGAGAACGAGCUCGGUUUCUUCAGCUCCCAGGAGCGGCAGAGCAUCAUCCGCUACUGGCUGGAGAACCUGCGGGCCAAGCAGGGCGAGUCCCUGCACAACAUCCACUUCCUGGAGGGACAGCCCAUCAGGCCACACGGGGUGGCAGCAGGGACCCCGGGCCAUGUCCCUGUUGUCCCUGACGCCGUGUCCCCGGUGGCAGUCCCGGAGCUGGUGGCACGGGGGGUGAUCCAGCAGCUGUUCCCGCUGCACGAGCAGAGGAUCCUCAAGCGCCUGAUGAAGUCCUGGGUGCAGGCGGUGUGCGAGGCGCAGCCCCUCGAUGACAUCUGUGACUAUUUUGGGGUGAAGAUCGCCAUGUACUUCGCCUGGCUGGGCUUCUACACCUCGGCCAUGGUGUACCCGGCCGUGUUCGGCUCCAUCCUCUACACCUUCACCGACAGCGACCCGUUGGUGCCAUCUGUCCCCCAGACCAGCCAGGACAUCUCCUGUGUGGUCUUUGCCAUCUUCAACGUCAUCUGGGCCACGCUGUUCCUGGAGGAGUGGAAGCGCCGCGGCGCCGAGUUCGCCUACAAGUGGGGGACGCUGGACACGCCCGCCGAGUCCCUGGAGGAGCCCCGGCCCCAGUUCCGGGGCACCAAGCGGAUCAGCCCGGUGACCAGCGCCGAGGAGUUCUACUACCCGCCCUGGAAGCGCCUCCUGUUCCAGAGCCUCGUCAGCCUCCCCGUCUGCCUGGCCUGCCUCGCCCUCGUCUUCCUCCUCAUGCUCGGCUGCUUCCAGCUCCAGGAGCUGGUGCUCAGCAUCCAGGAGCUGCCGCGUGUCCUUCGCUUCCUGCCCAAAAUCAUCCUGGCUGUCAUUGUCACCGCCUGUGACGAGCUCUACAAGAAAGUGGCCUUGUGGCUCAAUGACAUGGAGAAUUACCGGCUGCAGAGCGCCUACGAGAAACACCUCAUCAUCAAAAUGGUCCUGUUCCAGUUCGUCAAUUCCUACCUGAGCCUUUUCUACAUCGGAUUCUACCUCAAGGACAUGGAGCGCCUCAAGGAGCUCCUGCUCAUCCUGUCCCUGUCGCAGAGCCUCGCGCGGCAGCUCCGGGAGGCUCUGCUCCCCUCCAUCCUCCUCCACCUCCACCUGUCCCUCAUCUUCCUCAGGCGCCUCCUGCGCUUUUGCUGGACCCUGGGAGUAUCCAAAAUGCUGGCCACGCUGCUGAUCACGCGGCAGUUCCUGCAGAACGUGCGGGAGGUGUCGCAGCCCCACCUGUACCAGCGGCUCCGCCGCGGCGAGCUCACGGUGCGCAGCGUGCGGCAGCUGCUCCGCGCCCUGCUCCGCCUGCUCGCCCCCCGGCCGCCCCCGGCCGCCCCUCCGGAGGGCAAGAAAUGCCUCAACGGGGGCUGCGGGGUGCCCGAGGAGGAGGAGGAGGAGGAGGAGGAAGAGCGGCGCGGCUCGGACUCGGAGGAGGAGAGCGCGCUGGACUGCGGGCUGAAGCUGAAGAAGGUGAGCUUCAUCGAGCGCGGCGAGCGGCGCCCCGAGCCCGCCGGCCCCGAGGACGAGCCCUUCCUGGAGGAGGGCAGCCCCACCAUGGUGGAGAAGGGCAUGGACCCCGCGGCUGUGUUCGAGCUCUGCGAGGAGGAGGAGGAGGCCGAAGCGCAGCCCGGCAGCCCCGGCAGGGCGGCGGAGCCGGCGGUGCUGGCGAGGAGGAGGAGGAGGGAGGAGGAGGAGGGGGAGGAGGAAGGGAGGAAGCGCAACCGCGCCUCGUGGAUUGACCCCCCCGAGGAGGAUUACUCCACGCAGCUGACCCAGGCUGAGGUGGAGAGCUGCAUGAAGAAGUACGAGGACACCUUCCAGGACUACCAGGAGAUGUUCAUCCAGUUUGGCUACGUGGUGCUCUUCUCCUCGGCCUUCCCGCUGGCGGCCGCCUGCGCGCUGCUCAACAACGUGCUGGAGAUCCGCAGCGACGCCUUCAAGCUCUGCAGCGGCCUGCAGAGACCCUUCGGGCAGCGCGUGGCCAUCAUCGGCCACUGGCAGAAGGUGAUGGAGGCCAUGGGCGUGGUGGCCAUCGUGGUGAACUGCUUCCUGAUCGCGCAGUGCGGGCAGCUGCAGCGCCUCUUCCCGGGGCUCAGCCCCGAGGCCGCCAUCAUCUCCGUCGUGGUGCUCGAGCACUUCGCCCUGCUCCUCAAGUACGUCAUCCAGGUGGCCAUUCCCGACAUUCCUGCCUGGGUGGCUGAGGAGAUGGCCAAGCUGGAGUACCAGCGCCGCGAGGCCUUCAAGAAGCACGAGCGGCAGGCCCAGCACCACUUCCAGCAGCAGCAGCGCCGCAAGCGCGAGGAAGAGGAGCGGCAGCGCCACGCCGAGCUCCAGGCGCGCCGCGACCGCGACCCCGCCCGCGACGAGGCCACCAAGGCCGAGGCCACCGGGCAGGACCCGGCGCACGACAAGGGCCAGGCCAAGGGGAAAAGCUCCGGCGGCUCCUCCGCGCACGGCCCCGACAAACCCAAGCGGCCGAGCUCGCUGCUGGCCACCAACAACGUGAUGAAGCUGAAGCAGAUCAUCCCCCUGCAGGGCAAAUUCCUGUCCGGGGGCACGGGCGCGGCUGGCACCGCCACCGCCAGGUCGCCGCAGUCGCCCACGGGCAGCGAGAACAAACUGCCGGGAUUCCUGAGCUUCAGAUUCCUCAAAUCGCCCGAGACUAAGCGGGACGCGGGCACCGAGAAGGUGCAGUCGCCCACCAAGCCCUUCAACCCCGGCAAGCUCUUUAAUUUCGGCAAGUCCGAAGGGCUCGGUGCCAACGGGGGCGCGGCCGGAGCGUCCCCGCAGCCCCGGGCGGGGCCCUCGGCGGACGCGGGGCCCGGGAAGGCACAACUCAACGAGGAAGGGGCGCGGGAGGAAGCGGAGAACCGGGCGGAGGAGGAGGGCGGCGGUGCCCGGCUCUGACCGGGGGCUCCGGGGGGGCAGGAGGAGCCGGGCGGG
Molecule: messenger RNA, 3449 nt
Organism: Passer montanus (Eurasian tree sparrow)
Lineage: Eukaryota; Metazoa; Chordata; Aves; Passeriformes; Passeridae
Gene: ANO8
Product: anoctamin 8
Exons: 18
Coding region: 183-3413 (1076 amino acids)
Biological process (GO): chloride transmembrane transport
Cellular component (GO): plasma membrane
Molecular function (GO): chloride channel activity
Source: RefSeq, a predicted model, not a curated record